AUGGAUCCUUGGUUGUUUGAAGCAUCCCACACGGGGGAUGUCGAUCAAUUGUGCUCCUUGGUCAGAGAAAACGACCUCAUCCUCGACGUAGCAUCCCUCGUUAACGGAUACGACCAUGUGAAUUUCGUCACAGAAAUCCUCAAACUAAAGAUGGAGUUGGCCGACGAGCUGAACCAGGACGGUUUCAGCCCUCUGCACAUUGCCGCAGCGAGGGGCGAUGUGGAUAUUGUUCGGCAGCUUUUGAAAAUGAAAGUGGGCCAUCGCCUGUGCCUUGUGAGGGGGAGAGAGGAAAGGAUUCCUCUGCACUAUUCAGUUAUCAAGGGGAGGAGCGAAGUCCUGAAGGAACUGUUCUCGGCUUGUCCAGAUUCCAUCAAGGAAGUGACGGCUCGGAGGGAGAGCGCACUCCACCUUGCCGUGAAGAACAGCCGGUUUGAGGCAUUCAAGUUGCUGAUGCAGCAACUGAAGCGUUCGAACAAAGAGCAUAUCUUGAAUUGA
Eucalyptus grandis is the source of this 495-nucleotide messenger RNA. RefSeq names its product ankyrin repeat-containing protein ITN1-like. The record is from RefSeq and is a predicted model, not a curated record. Gene Ontology annotation, molecular function: protein binding. NCBI's taxonomy places the organism in Eukaryota, Viridiplantae, Streptophyta, Magnoliopsida, Myrtales, Myrtaceae. The transcript has a single exon. The coding region runs from base 1 to 495 and encodes 164 amino acids.